AUGUCUAUGACAUCAGUCAAAGUCGCUUUAAGAAUCCGUCCACUUAGUAAAAAAGAAAUUGCUCAAAGUUGUUCCGAAGUAAUAACGACAAUACCGGACACCACUCAGGUGGUAAUGGGACAAGACCGACCUUUCACAUAUGAUUACGUAUUUCCAUCUGACUCUUCGCAAGAAGAAGUAUUUGAUGAAUGCGCAAAACCGCUUUUACAAAAAUUGAUUGAAGGAUAUAAUGUUACUAUCCUAGCGUAUGGACAAACAGGUAGUGGUAAAACCCAUUCUAUGGGUACAAAUUUAGAAGACACCGUAUCUCCAGAACAUAAAGGAAUGGUACCACGUACGAUCGAGACUUUAUUUCAAGAACUCGCGUCACGUAGAGAAAAAAAUCCUCAAUGCGAAUUUGAAGUACUUGUAUCUUUCCUUGAACUUUAUAAUGAAGACUUAAAUGAUUUAUUAAAUCCAUUAAAUCGGGAGUCCGGCAAAAAAGGGAAAAGUGAAUUAAUGAUUCGAGAAGAUGCAAACGGACAAAUUUACUGGGCUGGUGUUAAAGAAGUUUCCGUGAAUUCUCCUGAAGAACUCUUAGCACAACUCUCUAAAGGUUCAACAUGCAGAACAGUAGCUUCAACCGAAAUGAAUUCGGUUUCCUCACGUUCUCACGCAAUUUUUUCAGUUAUUUUACGUCAAACAAGAGUUGAAUCCCUUGAAGAUUCAGAACCACAAUCUUCACACGCCUUACAACCUUCACAACCCGCCGCCGAGUCCUCAAAGAAAAAGAAACCAAAAGGUUUAACUGCAAAAAUCACUUCAAAGUUCCACUUUGUUGAUUUGGCAGGUUCUGAAAGGCUCAAACGUACCAACGCAGUGGGUGAUCGCGCAAAAGAAGGGAUAGCAAUCAAUGGGGGUUUGUUAGCCCUCGGAAAUGUUAUUAGCGCACUUGGCGAUGAAUCUCGAAAGGUCACACAUAUACCAUAUAGAGAUUCUAAAUUAACAAGAUUAUUACAAGAUUCAUUAGGUGGUAAUAGUCAAACCCUUAUGCUCGCAUGUGUUUCACCAGCUGAUUCUAACUUCAUGGAAACGCUAAACACAUUAAAAUAUGCCAAUCGAGCACGAAACAUUAAAAAUAAAGUUAGUGUUAAUGAAAGUUUUUCGGGUAAUGCGGCUGAGAUAAAUCAACUUCGAGGACUUGUUAGUAAAUUAAAAGGCGAGAUACAACAAUUACGCGAUGGUGGUGCGGAUGGUGAAACUGCUCAAAAAUAUGAAGAAGAAAUUAUACAACUCAAAAAUGAAUUAGGAAUAUCAAAACAGAAAAUAAAACAAAUAGAAAAUGACCUCAUAGCGGUAAACACAGAAAAACAGACAUUACUUUUACACGUAGCAUAUCAUGAUCAAGAUCUCACCGAUGAGCAACGUAAAAACAAAAUCGAAACAUCCGACAUCAUACGAACAUAUGAACAACAAAUAUUUGAUUAUAAGAAUCAAGUUGCAGAGCUUCAAGCAGCAGCAGCUGUUCCUCCUCGUAAAUCGUCACUCGCUGGAUCAACUCCCGGAAAAGAGAGAGGACACAUAAAAUUCAUCGAUGACCAUCAUGAUAACUCAUCCGAAGAUGAAGCCGCUGCAGAGAGUGAAGAAGAAAACAAAGAGAACAUAAAGAUGAAGAGACGUCUAAAAAGAUAUCAUCGAAAUUCUGGUUCCGAAGAAUCAUCUAGUAAUGGUAAUUCCGCGGACUUAACACAUGAUUUCGUACUUAAAAAUAUUGAAUCCGCCAAAAGCUUAUUGGACUAUUAUAAUAAACGUAAGGAUCAUGAUAAUAAUGAUGAGGUCGGUGAAAACGGUAAACAACACACAGAUGGAGAAAGCAGUGAUAAAUCUUCAAAACAGUAUCGAAAAUUACGACGACGUAGCAGUGCCAACAGCUCUUUAGAUAAAGCCCAAGAGCAUAUGAAAGAAGUUUUGAAGAACGGUGAUUCAAUGCAUGAUGAUCCUCUCCUAAGCCAAAUUAUUAAAACUCCUUCAUCUACGAAAAGUGAAAGCUACAUUGAUCAAAUGUGGGCAAAUAAUAAGAAUGAAAAACGACGAUCUAGUAGUGUUUCAUUUAGUGAAAUUCAACAAUUCGAAGUUCCUCAAUGGGAAGAAUCAAAUCCUACACAAUCAUCCAACCGACGUGGCUCAAAUUCAAGUCGAUCUGUCAGUUUUUCUGAUCCCCCAAUAUCACCUAAUUCCACAAAGUCUUCACAAAAUAGUACUGGUAUGUCUUCUCAACAAAACGCAGUUGCACUUACCCGAAUGUUACAUCAAAUACAAUCUGAUAUUGCUGUUAAAGAACAACUCGUUAAUCAAUUGGAACAUGCAGAACAAGAAUUCACUUAUAUGCGUUCUGAAUACGAACAAAGAUUGAGAGACAUGCAAGAAAACCUAAUUGGCUUACAACGUGAAAGAGAUACAGCUGUUAAACGUGCAACAAAUAACGGAGUUGGUAUUAGUAAACGCGAUAGUCAAUCAUUACUUCUUGAAAUGAAAGUUCGUUAUGAACAUAAAAUGAAACAAUUAAUACAAGAGAUUGGUACAUACCGUCGUAAAUACAAUGAAGCCACUCAAGCUUGUGCCAAUAUGAAAAAUCAAAAUGAAGCUAUGAUAAAGAGUCUUAAAGCUCAAAUAGAACAACUUAAAGCAGAAAAAGUUCGAAUACUUGAAAAAACUAAAGAAGCAGCUAAGGGAGUACGAGAAAUGUUACAAUCAAAUCGACAAGAAGUUCAAGAAUUACGAAGAAGAGAAAAAUCAAUGCAAGAAUCAAAUAAAAAAUUGCAGAGGACUAACGAUAUGCAACGAAUAAUGCUCGAUAAACGAGCACAAGAGAUUGUUGAAGCCUCCGGAAAAUUCAAAUCAGUAUUAAAUCUACUUAAGAAAACUUCACCACCUAAAGUUAUAACUAAAGUUUUUCGAAACAAGAAAAAUAAGAUUAUCCCCGAAAAUGAACCCAAUCGAAGUAAUUCCGAUGAUUAUAGUAAUAUCCAUGAUGAAAUCUUUGGUAGCGGAAUUGAGAAGAAAAAAUUAAUUAAUGAAGCCAUCAAUAAAUAUAUUAUAAGUGUUCAACAAUAUAAGUUGUUGGACGAACUAGUCAUACAACGUAAUAGUCUUUUGAAAGAAAGGGAGGAAAAUAUUAAAUAUCGUGAAAAAGUUCGUAUUGAUGAACCUAUUCUUUUUGCCGCCGAAGUAAGAGGCAUUGAUGAAAAAUUAAGAUCAAUCGAUCUCACGAUACAUGAUCUUAACCACCAAAUUUCAACAAUCAGAACUGAAAUGGCCAAUAAUAUAAUUGAUACCACAACACCUAAUGAAGUUAAUGAAGAAGAUAAAAAUAAGGCAGGACAACAAAGGAAACGUUCUAACCCUGAUGCCACUUACAAUACUGUAGUAACCAUACUACGAAAUUUGGAUGGGAUAGAAAGUCAAACCCUUGUCGAAUCCUUCUUUGAAGACAUUUGUUCACUUCGAUUAAAUGAAAUACAAACCAAAGAAUCACUUUCUUAUCACAAGGAAAUGAUUGGAAAAUUAUUACAAGAUUGCUUUGAAAUGAGAAAGCAUACAUCUGAUAUUAAGAAUAAGUAUGAGAAAAAAUUACGAAGAAUAGAAUCAAAGAUGAAUGAUUCUUCUAGAUCAACAACACCUGAUUCAUUAGAAAUUCCAUCUAUUAAUGAUCUCAAUUUAUACCAUGAGACCGCUUUUUCUCGUUAUACUGGUAGUCAAUCUUCAUCAAGAACGGGUUCUAAACGAAAUUCAAUUGUUGACUUGUCAUCAUUAAAUAAUUACAAUAUCAAAGACUUCUCUUCAGUAGAGAAUUCACAACCAAAUAAUGUAGUAGUCGGUCGUUCACUCUCCUCAAGACCAUCAUUGCCUAUAGAAUGGGUAAAUUCUCCACUAAGUGAGAAUGAUGAAACUAUAGUUGCUGAUAACGUUGAGGUAAAUCGAUCUAUUUCUCCUUUACCGGAGGAAUCUCCAAUAAAUAACAAUACAUUACAACAUGAAGAAAAUCAUGAAGAAAAUCAUGAGGACAAACAUGAAGAAAAACUUGGACCUAAAACCUCAAAGGCCACAACUUUUGAAACCAUUGAUAGUCCACGUACUCCACGCACUCCAGCAGUUGAGCGUUUAUCACGCAAUAAUUCAAUUAGUAAUGUAUCCCCACGUCCUACACAUAGUCGAGACAAUAGUUCAAGUAUGGGAUUCUAUGGGAAUGGACGCGAUAGUGGAUAUUUUAGUAGCUAUGACAAACGAAGAUCUCAAACCAGUAUGGGAGCUAGGGAUGAAGAUCAUCAACCACACGUUAGAUCAUACAGCCCAGCAGCUACUGGCAGCGUUUUCGAUAGAUUGGCCAAAGGCCAUACUCACUCAAGUACUGCCAAGAGUAUUCCUAGCUCACGAUCUUCUACUCCAGUAUCUCCAACUCUCUUAAGUAGAUCCCCUUCCCCAACUUCUCCAAUCGAGACCAGUAUAUUUGAUAGGUUAUCCAAGAGCCACACAAAAGCAAGUGCUGCCAAAAGAAGUUAA
Messenger RNA from Diversispora eburnea, 4539 nucleotides. NCBI's taxonomy places the organism in Eukaryota, Fungi, Glomeromycota, Glomeromycetes, Diversisporales, Diversisporaceae. The record is from the annotation of a GenBank genome assembly.